AUGUAUUCGAUGGUGGUGGGGAAACGGAGUCCGUUGGAUUCCUACGACGACUGGAGUGUGGGGUCAUUGACGCAGCACUUGUCGGACGACGAAGACGAUGAAGGACCCAAUUUGGCACAGAAUGCCUUACAUCAGCAACAAGUGGAACAAGCGUUGCGAGAUCAACAACGGAAACAACACAUCUUGGUGCUUAUCACGGCCAUGUUUUGUGCCGUGAGUGUCAUUUGGAUCUUGUCGCAACGAACGCCGCAUCGAUACUAUCGACCGCCACCCCCUCCGCUUACUGGUACUGCCGCCGUUAGACCCACACAACCUCCACGGUCCACACUCGAGCAACUUGCCUCCAUGUUGCCCGCUGACACACAGAAGCAAAUAAUGCAAACAACUGAUUCUCCACAAGGGCGAGCCUGGCAGUGGAUCACGACAUCAUCAUCAUCAUCGUUUGGACAAGUUCUGCCGUCUCCGGAACAAUUACUACGGGAACCCUGGCGAUUUUCACAACUCUUUGCGCUUACCACGUUGUUUUAUGCGCUGGAUGGUCCUUAUUGGCCCUACAAUCGUGCACAGCAUCUACUCCGACAUCCCAAUACCACCCAAGCCGAAUGGGACGCGCAUCAAAAACCAUAUUGUGGAGUCUAUUGUAAUGACGAUGACCAUUUCCUCAACCAUACAAACGUCUCCCUCCCCACGCCAGGGGCAUGGAAGUACAUUCAACAAAUGUUGCGGGCCGCAUCACCCUAUCAUGGAGGUCGGAUACGCUCCCUCAAUUUGGUCGGCAUUGACUUGUCAUCUACUGGUUCCAACAACAACAACAACAACAACAAAAAGCUACACAUUCCUCCCGAACUGUCUCUCUUGAGAUUCCUACAAGAAAUCUCAUUGGGCAAUCACCAGGGAGGAUUCCAGCACCAUUCCCUGCAGGAUAUUCUGGUCCCAUCCAUUACCGCGACGAGACAACUCACGUCCCUCGUCCUGUUGCCCAACACAUGUGGCCAAGCCAGUACAAUACCCUCGCAGCUGGGCCGCUUGGUACAAUUGCAAACCCUCCAAUUAAAUGGCAAUCGCCUCGUGGGGACGUUGCCACGGGAAUUGGAACAAUUAGCCGCACUGCGCGUCUUGUCUCUUGCCCAAAACAAUCUGCGAGGCACUCUGCACACUGAAUUUGGAUUGCUCUGGCCCCAUUUGCGGGUCUGGAAUACCAGUUACAAUGACUUUAUUGGGUCUCUUCCCGCAGCAUAUGUUGGCAUGCCCUCGUUGCAAUCCUUGGAUGUGUCUCACAAUUAUCUCAGUGGGGCGUUGCCAACCGAUGGAGGUGUCUUGUCCUACCGCAAGAGUACCCUAAGACAACUGUUUCUGCAACACAACAAUUUGACCGGACGUAUUCCCGCCGUAUUACUCUCGAAUCGACUGCAAGUAUUGGAUCUCAGUUACAAUGCCUUGGCCGGAAGCAUUCCCACUCAAGUGGGAUUGCUUGUGGCAGCCACACAGGUCAACCUGAGUUUCAAUCAACUCACUGGAAGAAUUCCAUCGGACAUUGGACGGUUGGCCAAGACAAGUCGCAUUCGACGACGGCAACACUGGAGGAAUGACGAUGAGUAUGACGUGGGGGAUGGAAAUGACGAAUAUUUUGAUCCUUAUGAUGACAAUGGCAAGGAGAAGACGAGCACUGUUGUCAUCACCAACCUGGUCCAACUGGAUAUCUCUUACAAUUCACUACAGGGAACCAUUCCCUUGGUGGAACUGACCCAACUCAUUCAGGGAGGACUGCGACUCUUGAACCUCACAGGAAAUCCUGGUUUGACAAUGAGCAAUGAUGAUGACAGUAUGACACUGCAGCUGUGUGGUUUAAAUCGUCCCAAUUGUACCUUUGUUGUGGCGCCACUGCAGCAUAGGCGGCAGCAGUGCUAUUUUGGAAUGGAUUGUGCUUGUGGUACUGCUGCAUGUUGGGUGGAAGGUAGGAACGAUCCAAUGCACAACAAUGAUACUUCUAUGGCUCGACAACCAGAAGGAAACGACAUCUUUGAAAACUUGUUUCAGGCUCCGUGA
This is a messenger RNA of Seminavis robusta, 2046 nucleotides long. NCBI's taxonomy places the organism in Eukaryota, Bacillariophyta, Bacillariophyceae, Naviculales, Naviculaceae. The record is from the annotation of a GenBank genome assembly.